This is a messenger RNA of Anopheles nili, 969 nucleotides long. RefSeq names its product soma ferritin (gene Fer2LCH). Bases 151 to 849 code for a protein of 232 amino acids. The transcript has 3 exons. The record is from RefSeq and is a predicted model, not a curated record. NCBI's taxonomy places the organism in Eukaryota, Metazoa, Arthropoda, Insecta, Diptera, Culicidae. Gene Ontology annotation, biological process: intracellular iron ion homeostasis; iron ion transport. Gene Ontology annotation, cellular component: cytoplasm. Gene Ontology annotation, molecular function: ferric iron binding; ferrous iron binding.
GAGGAAGUAAGACGUAAAUCGUGUUUCGUGUCGGAAGGUUCACGAAAUCUAGGUUUUGUAAGUGCAUUAUAGUAGGAGCAUAUUCGCAGUCAGCUACCAAUCACCCUAGAGCUGCGUAAUUGACAGAAGAACGAACGGAUUUUGUUUGCGAUGGCUAAAAUGAACAUUGCGGUCGUGCUGGGAUUUGUGCUUGUGGCAUCAGCUGUUGCGACGGACCACAGUGCUAACGAUUGUGAAGUUAACAUUGAAGAAUGUUCUCCGACGUAUUCCAGCUUCCUAUCGCGAGCGGGAAAAACGAUUGAGAAUGACCUGAAGCUUUACGCCAGCCAACUAGUGGACAAAUCUUUCCACUUUUUGAUGAUGUCGUCAGCGUUUAACAAGCACAGCCUGGACCGACCCGGUUUUGAGAAAUUGUACCGCAAAAUAAGCGACAAAGCAUGGGAGGAUGCUAUUGAUUUGAUUAAGUAUCAGAGUCGCCGUGGUUCAUUCGGACAUCUAGUUCAACCUAGCAAGGGUGAGAAUUACGGUAAAGUUUUGGACGUGCAGGAGCUCAGCUCGUUGCAGUUCGCUCUGGACUAUGAAAAGACCAUGGCCAAGGAAGCUCAUGCCAUCCAUCGUAAGAUCUCUCAUGCCCACUCGAAGGCUGGUUCAAAUGGAUCCGACGAUGUUUACUACUACGAUCCGGAUGCAGCUCACUACUUGGACGAAAAGCUUAUCGAGGAUCAGUCCGGUGUCGUUCGUGAUCUGGCUGGUUACAUUCAUAACCUGAAACACUUUACCAGCCAGCAGGACAAGGCUGGAGAUUUGGGCAACCACUUGUUUGAUGAAUACUUGGAGAAAACUGUAUAAAAAUCAAUAGUAUAAGGGAGCCAAGCAUUGAUGUAUUCCAUUAGGUCCGCUACACUCCCUGUGAUUUAUUUUCCUCUAUAAUGGUUGCAAUAAACAGAAAAUCAAAUAUGUGAUUCGAAA